AUGUACAAAACAGAAGAUGAUCAUUUACAUCAAGAAUCAAGAUCUAUUGGCAUAAACCAACAAUCAAAAGAAGUAAUAUGCGAGUUAUUCAAAAUGAAAAUCAAGCCAAAACGCAUGCUAGAAUUAUUAGAAGAGAAAGGUUUACCUGUUCCGAAAAAACAACAAUUAUCGAAUUAUUUAACAUCAUUAAGAGAAAAAUGUUACGGUACUUCAACUAUUAGCUUAGGUGAACUCGAAGCUUGGUAUGAAAUUAAUAAUGACGAUGAUGAUGAUAAUGUUAGUAAUGAUGAUGAUGAUAAAAAUAAAUUUCGAUUCUUUGUUACAACUAAAAGAUUAUUAUUUAAUGCAAGUAUUUCAAAUAAAAUCCAUGUUGAUGCCACUUACAACUGUAUUUGUGAUGGUUUACGUAAUUUAAAUUUGCAGAUGAAUGAACAAGAAUUAGUACUUAUUGCAGAUGGUGCUGAAGCUAUUAGCAAUGCAUUUUCAAAAGAUUUUGGAACAGACCAUAAUAUUGUUAUGUGUUGGUUUCAUAUGCGGAAACGUGUAGAAAAAAAGUUAAAUUUAGUCGAAGAUAAAGCUUUACAUAAUGAAAUUAUGAAUGAUAUUGAAACAUCACAAUUGUCAAAAAAUAACAAAACAUUUAACAUUGCUACAAGAUUAUUCUAA
Messenger RNA from Rotaria sp. Silwood2, 666 nucleotides. NCBI's taxonomy places the organism in Eukaryota, Metazoa, Rotifera, Eurotatoria, Philodinida, Philodinidae. The record is from the annotation of a GenBank genome assembly.